This is a messenger RNA of Amphiprion ocellaris (clown anemonefish), 1146 nucleotides long. RefSeq names its product jumonji domain containing 7 (gene jmjd7). The record is from RefSeq and is a predicted model, not a curated record. Lineage: Eukaryota; Metazoa; Chordata; Actinopteri; Pomacentridae. Gene Ontology annotation, molecular function: 2-oxoglutarate-dependent dioxygenase activity. The transcript has 9 exons. Bases 160 to 1095 code for a protein of 311 amino acids.
CAUGGCGGAGGGCCCCGGUCUGGAGAGAAGAGACAGCAGCGAUCUUUAGAGUGAUUUAUCAAUUAUUAUUAUCGAUCUGUGAUCAGCUGAGAGGCGGAGGCAAUCAAUCAAUCAUCAACUAAUCAAUCAGUUAAUCGAUCAGAUCGAUGAGGAGAGGAGAUGGAGUCUGUGAGGAAACGACUGGCUGAGUGUUCAGAGGAGGCUCAGGAGCUGUACCUGAACCAAUCGGUGCCCUACCUGGAUGGACCACCUGACCCGCUGCUCUUCUACAGGGACUGGAUUGGUCCCAACAAGCCCUGCAUCAUCCGCAAUGCCUUCAACCAUUGGCCGGCUCUGUCCAGGUGGACGCUGGAGUACCUGAGACAGAAGGUGGGGUCAAAGGUCAUCAGCGUGGCAGUGACUCCCAACGGUUACGCCGACGCCGUCAACGGGGAUCGAUUCGUGAUGCCUGAAGAACGACAGAUGAGCUUCUCCUCGGUGCUCGACGUCAUCGAGGGGAAGGUGCAGCGUUCCGGUGUGUUCUACGUCCAGAAACAGUGUUCUAACCUGCUGCUGGAGCUUCCUGAACUCAAUGAUGACCUGGAGCCUCACAUCUCCUGGAUGAGCAGCGCUCUCGGAAAGUUACCAGACGCAGUAAAUUUCUGGCUGGGAGAAGAAAACGCCGUCACGUCUAUGCACAAAGACCACUAUGAGAAUCUUUACUGCGUUGUCUCUGGAGAGAAACACUUCAUCCUGCUGCCGCCUACCGACCGCCCCUUCAUCCCCUACGGUGUGUACCAGCCGGCUGUUUACCGUCAGCGGGACAAUGGAGAGUUCGAGGUCAUGGAUCAGAGCGACUCAGAGAAGGUCCCGUGGAUCCCUCUGGACCCUCUGGAUCCGGACCUGCAGCUCUUCCCUCAGUACCGGCGAGCUCGACCGCUUCAUGUGACAGUCAAGGCUGGAGAGAUGCUGUUCCUGCCGUCGCUGUGGUUCCAUCAUGUCAGGCAGUCACACGGCUGCAUCGCAGUGAACUUCUGGUACGACAUGGAGUACGACAUCAAGUACAACUACUUCCAGCUGCUGGAGGCGCUGUGUGACAUCACGGCAUCCGCAUGAUGUCACGGCAACAGUUAUUAUAUUUAGAAUAAAGUUUUAUUUCGAACUGCA